Molecule: messenger RNA, 273 nt
Organism: Pieris macdunnoughi
Lineage: Eukaryota; Metazoa; Arthropoda; Insecta; Lepidoptera; Pieridae
Source: the annotation of a GenBank genome assembly
AUGGAAAGCCCUACCGCGGCCUGGCUGUAUCAUAUAUGGCUACUCAUCCGGCGCUCAAUUAGGCACCGCACCAUACCAGCCUGCAAUCACCAGCAAUUCUACACGUUGGGCGUGGAAUUGGCUAUCGCCGGAAAUCCCACCCACAUAAUAGCCCUCUACUGCCCGCCAGGGGGCGAAAUUUACACCGGAGACGCUGCGCACGCUCUUCAACCACGACCAGCCGGCGAUCAUCGCGGGCGAUUGGAACACAAAACAAACCGAUUGGCACGCUAA